Brassica rapa (field mustard) is the source of this 8324-nucleotide messenger RNA. RefSeq lists its product as uncharacterized. The record is from RefSeq and is a predicted model, not a curated record. NCBI's taxonomy places the organism in Eukaryota, Viridiplantae, Streptophyta, Magnoliopsida, Brassicales, Brassicaceae.
UAUAUAUAUAGAAGAAGAUACAAAUACAUGUUUAAGUUUGAAACCAUAAACUUAUUAUGUUUACAAAAUUGAUAGACACAUAUAUAUUAUAGUAUACAUCAAUUUAAAAUUGAAAACAAAAUGUUUAUAUAAAAAUAAAUGAAAACAAAAACAUGCGCGGUUGCGCGGAUCGAUAUCUAGUUAAAUAUAUUAAAUAUCAUAAUUAAUUAGGAUAGAUUUUGGCGAGAUUAUAGAGCAUACAAAUUAGCAUAUUCGUUUAAGGACAUGUGUGUAAAUAUCUAUUGUAUUGGGUUGAGCUAUGUCCACACGUUUUUAUGAUAGGAAAAAGGGAUUGUGUAUCACGCUCUAGGAUAUAUCAUAUCAAUUAGUGGUUACCUCAAAUUUAGGAAAUCUUUAUGAAUUAGUUCAUACUAGGAUGCAUUGCCCAUGGUAAACUUAUAUGAAAAUUAUUUAAAAAAUAUCGUAUGGAAAAAAAAUUAUUGAUCGAAUUAAUAUAUUUGGCUCUUAUACAAUUUUUUAAAACUUCUUUUUGUCAAUUACAUAAUUUGUUUACUAAUGAAGUGAUCUCAUUUUUAAAAAUAUUUUAAGUCAAAAAAUUAUUUAUCGCAUAAAAACCUAAAGUUUAUGCCGAAAAAUCUCAUGCAUACUUUUUGGUUACAAUAAAACUAUGUCAACUCGGUUUUAUAUCAUGAUUUAGCAAUUUAAAAGUUAAUUAUGGUUAUGAGAAGUUUACUUUCACGUGCUAAUUCUAUCUAUCUUCGAUAUUUUUCUUUUUUUGUGCCAUUUUGGUUAUUACUCGAUAUAAAUAUUGACUUUUGAGUUUAUUCUCAUUUCUUUCUUUUAUUUUGGCAUGCGAUUUAGAAAAUAUUUAAGAUUAAAAAUUAUUAAAGAUAUACAUAUUUAGGUUAAGAUUUGCGUCUUGUGCAGUUUAAAUACUUACUUUAUAUUUUUCUGCAUAUUAUGAAAUAAUAAUAUAAUAAUUAUAUAUUAAAUAACUAAGAAAUCAGUUGCUAUUAUGUAAUAAAUUGACUUGCACAUAUAAAUCAAAUGACCGCUCUUAUUUAUUCGCAAUCAUUUUAGAAUAAAUAAAUCAAAACAAUCAAUCUUAUCUAUCGUAUAUGAUAUAUACUUAAAUUUAAACGAGAUGAAGUAUAUAUAUAUAUAUAAAACAUAAACACCUAUUAAAAUAAAAUUAUUUAUUUAUAUGAUUUUAUUAUCAUUGUAUCUUAUUAUAGAAAAAAAACAUUGAUCACAAAAAUUUGGGAAGACGACGUAUUUCUCCACCGUAACUAUCACAUAGUAAUAAAUGUACACAAGCUUUCACCCUCAUCCCAAUUUCCCACUUCAUAAGUAUAACAACCUAUUUCCACACAAUAUGAAAGUUCGAAACUCGUUUCCACACAAACUUUGAAAGACGGACUAAUACCGACAAAUAGCGGUUUAAAGUUGGUUAGUUUUCCCUAAACCUAAACUUAAACCAAUGGCUAACUUAGGUAAACCCAAAAACGACCCGAUUACGACCCGAUUAGAGAUCUAAACCAGAUUAAAUCAACCUAAUACCAGCUGGAUCUAAUAAACCCACCCAAGACCCGAAAACGUAAAUCUUUUGUUUCUCUCUGGCGAAGAACGUCGCUGCUCUUUCUCCUCCGCCUCGUUGCUCCUCUGAUUGUUCUCUCUGAGGUAAUUUCGAGAAUUCUAUCUCUAACUCUCUCGCUCUCUCUCUUGCUAUCUCUCUAUCUCUCUCUCAUUAUUGUAUUGUCUCUUUGUCUAUCUCUCUUUCUGAUACUGACGAUGUGUUUCUCUGUUUUGCAGGAAUCGAGGAUGGAAUCAUGGACUAACGUGAAUGUUAAGUGGAAUGAUGUAACUGAUUUCGACCCAGGGACUACUGAUUCUCCUGAUGUUGAUUCUGAUUCUCCUGAUGUUGACUCUGACGGUGAAGAUCGCAGAGAGCGCAACGACUACAACAUUGAGAAAGAAGCUUUCAACUUUGUUGAUGAACCUCAAGUGAAGCAUAACUUGUAUCCAGAGACAGAAGAUGAUGAAGAUGAAGAGGGGGAAGAACUUCAAAGGACUAUCUACAGGCGGCACAAUGAUAUAAGGAGAGGCAGUGGGGAGUUGUAUGUAGGGCAAGUGUUCAUCAGUGGAAUUGCAUUUAAGGAAGCAGUGCUCGACUAUGCUCUGAAAACGGGUCUGAACAUCAAGCAAAAUAGAUAUGACAAGAAAAAGAUUGCCUUUGUAUGUGAAGGCAAAGGUUGCUCUUGGCGCAUAUACUGCUCAUCCUCAGCAAAGUAUCCCAACAAAUGGCAGGUGAAGAUAUUGAAGAAGGAUCAUACCUGUGUUCCUACGGGUACUUGUGAGAUGCUCAAAGUUCCACAAAUAGCUUGCUUGUUUGUUGACAAGAUCAGAGAAGAGCCAGAGUAUUUCAUGCCCAUGAAGAUUGAGGAGCUGGUUAUGGAGAAGUGGAAGCUCAGUGUUAGUAGGCCGCAAUGCCAACAUGCUAGGAACAAAGCGCUCAGAUGGAUUGAAAGAGAGUAUGAUGAGCAGUUUGGACGGUUGAGGGUUUACUGCGCUGAGAUAAGAAGCUCGAAUGUUAAUUCUUCUGUUGAGCUUGACUGCCUGAGAAAUGAUGAUGGGAUCGAAGUUUACAACAGAUUUUAUGUCAGUUUUGACAUUCUGAGGAGGAACUGGAAAGAAACGUGCAGGCCACUAAUUGGAGUAGAUGGUUGUUUCUUGAAGUCUAGGAUGAAAGGACAGCUUCUAAUGGCUCUGGGUCAUGAUGCCGAUAACGCCAUUUACCCUAUCGCAUGGGCUGUGGUACAAGUAGAAAACACCAACAAUUGGUUGUGGUUUGUGAGAAAGAUCAAGGUUGAUCUUGGACUUGAUGAAGGAGAGGGUUAUGUUAUGGUUUCAGAUCGUCAAAAGGGAUUGAUUGCAGCUGUGAAGAGAGCACUACCGCGAAUUGAGCAUAGGAUGUGUGUUAGACACAUCUAUGGCAACUUGAAGAAACGCCAUGGGAAGAAACCUGAAAUGAAGCUAAAGCUUUGGAACCUUGCUUGGAGUUACAAUGAUGCUGAUUACAAAGCAAAUCUCAGAGACAUUGAGCGGUAUGAUCAAGAUGUUUAUGACGACGUGAUGAAGGCAAAGCCAGAGAAGUGGUGUAGGGCAUUCUACAAGCUUGGACCUUUUUGUGAAGACGUGGAGAAUAACUCAACUGAAUCUUUAAACAAUUCCAUAGGUAAAGCCUGAGACAAGCCCUUUGUACCUAUGUUAGAGACAAUAGCUCGCUUGGCGAUGGUUCGUAUAGCGAGAAGAGAUGUAAUCUGCAGCAGUCACGAAGGGAUUUGCACACCGUAUGUCAUUGAGAUGCUUGAGAGUUUGCAUGAGAAAGCCUCGAAAUGCACGAUUCAACCUUCCACCAACCAGACAUAUGAAUCUACUAGUAGUGGCUGUGCGCAUAGGGUGAGCUUGGAAAAUAAAACAUGUAGCUGCAGAAGAUGGGAGAUUACAGGGAUCCCUUGUGAGCACGCCUAUGGAGUUAUGCUGAAGAAAGGUUUAGAGGCUCAAGAAUUUGUGGUUCACUGGUUUAGGACGGCUACGUGGAGGCGUACGUAUGCUGAAGGGAUUGUACCUUUGCGUGCAGCAAAGUUUUGGCCCGUAGGACCGGAACCAUCUAUAAUUGAACCUGAGAUCCCAGAUCAACCAGGCCGUAAGAAGGUGACUAAAGCAGAUAAAAAGAGAAAGAAGGGAGUCAAUGAAUCACCAUCGAAGAAAAAAGAGAAGUUCUUGAAGCGGAUCAUGCACUGUGGGAUAUGUGGUGUUGCUAAUCAUAACUCCAGAUUCCAUAAGAAGAAUCCAAAAAAGGUAUGCUUUACUGUGUUUUCGGUUUUGAUGUGUUGUGUUUUGGAUUGAGUGAAGAUUGUUGUGUUUAUUGUGAUAUUUUUUCAGCCUUUUGUGAGUGGUGAAUCAUCUCAGCCUGAAGCCUCACAGGGUGUUUUCACUCAAGCCACUCAGCCUUAGAAGUGAAGAAGAGAAGAUGGAUGUCAAGAAGAGAAGAUGGAUGUGAAGAUGUGGUCGAUUUUUCAAUUGUUUAAUGGUCUUUUUUGAGGUUCUAGGACCUUGUUUCUCGGCUUUGAUUCCUUUUGCACGUUUUAAGACCUUGAAUCUCGGGUAUUUGGACUAGUUUAAUGGCUUGUGACUCUAUUUUGGUGUGUUCUAUGUAUGCUUUAGACUCAAUGUAAAAUAUUUUAAUGGCUUAUGACUCUAUUUUGGUGUGUUCUAUGUAUGCUUUAGACUUUGAUUCUCGCUUUUAAAAACAACUGAAACUUUUUAAAAUAACAUACUUGGAAUCAUCAUCCUAAACAGAACAAACACUUAACAAUACAACCAUCAUCAACUUAAAGACUUAAACAUAAACAAACUGAGACAAACAUCGGUUUUGAAUCAACUGCGACAAGCUAUAUAAUCUUAGACAACACAACCAUGGUUAAACAUCCUAAAACAACAAGCACAAGCGCUUUCUUCACCUCGCAUUUAGCUUCACUCACAACAUCUUUCAUUCUUGCACAAAUCUCAGUCUCUAUCUUCAAUUCAAGCUCUUCAACUUCUUCUCUUCUUCACCACGCUCAGCAAGAUUUGUUUGUUCAAGUUUCCCUAUCCUAAAUGACAAUGCUUCAACCUCAUCCAACAACGCCUCAUCAACCCAUUUAUAAGUGUGAUUAUCAUUACUCAGCUACAAAACACACAAAAAUUCGAUUUUGACUUCAAACACACAAAAACUCAAUCACAUUUAUACCAAGAAACUAACCCUUUUCUCUGCCGCAAAAGCACACCAGAAGUAUCUUCUGUAAGGAUUUGCGGUCGACUUUGACAUCAAGGAGACAACCAAUUCUCCACACCAACAUCUCUUCGGCACACCAACAGCGCGACCUCUUGCUCGCGCGCUACUGGCUCCACUCGAAUUUCCAGAUUCAUUGCUCAUACUUUCUGGGUUUUUAUUCGUUUAAUCUCUUCUCAGUUUUUUUUUUAUUUUUAGGGUUCUAAGGGAAUGAAAUCGAUUUUGGGGGUUUUAAAAAGGUUUCGGGUCGAUCCUAAGUCGGAUCUAUUUUUGAGUUGGACCGUACCAGUUUCAACCGAUACGAACUGGUUUACUACCGGUUAAAGUCGAAAACCAUUAAAACCAACUCAAAUCUUCGUCUGUGUGGAAACGAGUUUCGAACUUUCAUAUUGUGUGGAAAUAGGUUGUUAUACUUAUAAAGUGGGCAAUUGGGAUGAGGGUGAAAGAUUGUGUAUAUUUAUUACUAUAUGAUAGUUAUGGUGGGGAAAUACAUCAUCUUAUGUGAGACUUUUAACAGUUUUACUGUUUUAGUAAUUUAUACUCGUUUUGAAAAAUUCAAAAUACAACAUAUACAAAAAAAAUAUAAAAUUUUAAUAUAUGAUUAAUGUAAUUGUGUAAUUUAUUUUAAUAGUAAAAAAUUAAACAAAAAUAAUAUAAAGCAUACAUAUUAUUAGCAAAUCUUCAUUAUUUAAAAUCAUUAAUUACUAUAUAUAUAUCAUAAUCACAUUAGGUAAUUACGUACAUUUUUAUUUAAGGAAAUAUAUAUAAUAAAUAGUCAACUUGCUUUAGUUAAUAUCAUAUAAUAUCAUAUAGUUGGUAUUAAAUGUUUCUAGUGAGAUAUAAAAAUCGAAUUGGACCAACAUGUUUUUCAAUAUUAAUGUGAGACUGACACGUAGGACUAAUUAGCUACCUAAUUUAUUGACACAUAAGGAAAUAGUCUUUUUUUUAUUAUUACAAAAUUGAUAUUACAUCUUUUCAAAUAUUCCUCAAUUAAUAUAUAGGAGAUAUGGUGGAUAUGCAGAUUUUAAUUUAAAUUGGUUAACAAUAUUUACGUAACUAUUUUAAUACGUACGAUUUAUUGUGUGUCUUCUACUUUGGAAAGUGUAAAUAUUGUUUACAUAUUUGACCAGAUUUUUGGGAUAUUAGUUAAUACUAGAGAUUUUUCCCGGGCUACGUCCAGGGUUUUCUCCUAUAUUAUAAUUUUAUUUAGUUUAUUAUGGAGUUUGGAUUUGACUAAAAUUUUUAUACUUUGACUGAAUGUGAUAUAUAAAUUAUUAAAAAAAAGUUCAAUUAUUUGUAUUGAAUUUGUUGACUAAAUUUUAAAAUUAUUAAAAUUUAUCUGUUUUUCUUUCAAUAUCAAAAUACAUAUAAGUUAGUAACCAAACUGAAUUAAAAAAAAUAGUUCAAAUUCAAUUAUUCUUUUAUCUUGUUUAUUUGAAUUUUAUGAAAAUAUGGUCAAAAUUAGCAUAUAAUUCGAACAUUUUUUAACGUUAAAAUCAACCAAUAUAUAUUUUAAAAUUUUAAUAUUGAUUAUUUAUUAUUUGGUGAUAAGAAAAUCUAUAUGAAUUUGAUAUUAAGUGUUAAGGCAGUGAAGAAAUGAAGAACAAUUGAAAUCUAAAAGUGAUGUACAUUAAAAGAAUCCUUAAAUUAUGUCAAAUAAUUUUGUUUCCAUGCAGCAAAACAAAAUAUUAAAAAAUUAAAAUUAAAAUAAUAUUCUUUAAGAGCUAUUUAUUGAAAAUUUAUCAUUUUAUGUGUAUUUGAACUAUUGCAUUUUAUACUAUAUUAUAUUUAAAUUUUUGUAUAACUAAUUUGCAUUUUUUUUUGUUAUUCUGUUGGCAGUUUAGAUUAUCUUAAUUGAAAAAGACAUAACUAUAUCGUAAAUGAAUGAAUAUGAAGAACACAAUUUUCAAAUAAUGCACUUAAAACAAUAUUAUAGAUUAAGUUGCUAAUGUGAAAUCAAUUUUCGAACAUCUACAACCAUUUUAAUAUGUUUGAAUUGUGUAUCAUUGAAUCUAUUAAAUCAGAUUUUAAGAAUUUGUAAAGUAAAAUGAAUUAUAAAUAUAUAAAAUAUAUUCUAAAUUAUAUUAAUAUGAUAUUUAGUUAUUUUUGUCAUCAUAAAGUAUUUAGUUCAUUUUUUAUAUUUAUUUAUUAUUUUUAAUUGUUAACUUAUGAUUGAUUUUUUUUCUUAUACUGGUAUCAUCUUUUCGUAUAAAAGUGUGACAUAUCUGUUAGGACAAAAUAGUAAUUGGUUGAUUGACUGUUGUUUCUUAUCAAAGGUCUAUUAAUUAUUUUUGGAUAUUUUUUGUUUAUUAAAAUAAAAUGUUGUUUAUAUUUUUUUUUAUCAAUCGAUAUGUGAUAUUAUUUAACUAUGGUUGGAUGUAGUAAUCAUGAUUUUGUGUUUUUCCAUUAAAAUAGUUCAUGACUUUAAUGGUUAUAUUUUAUGUUUGUCUGUGUUAGUUUUUUGAAUUUUGGUGUUUUGUUACAUAAUGUUAUAUUUUAUAGAGUUUAUGAGUGAAUGAUGUUGAAAUAAUCUAUAGAUUGGUGUGCUAUUCAUUAUUUUGUGUGUUGGCUGUGGUUAUUUUUGGGAGUGUAUGUUUUUGAUAGAUAAUAUGUAUAAAUAAUUAAUUUUCAACUUGGUUUUUAAGGAAUUGAUACAACUAUUAAUCAGUUUUUCAUAUGUUGCUUAAUUUUAAUUCUAACUAUUUUUACCACUAUUUUCAAAUUUUUACAUUGAUUAAGUUUUUUAUUUAAUUCACAGAUUUAAUUUUUUGUGGUUUUAAAUAUAUUUAAACUAUGUUAAUUUGUGGGGAACUAAUUGUUGUUUUUGUUUAGUUUUGAUUUUUUUCUGCAAAGACUCAUAAUGGAUAUAUGAUUUUAUAUAUUUACUAGUGGUAUUCCGGCGCUACGCGCCGGGUUCGUAUAUUUUAUUUAAUGAGUGUAAAAUUGUUUUUUUGAUCCGUUCGAUGGUGGUUCGUAUGUUUUAUUUUUUAAUGAGUUCAAAAUUCUUUUUUUGAUCCAUUUAACUCCUACACCCGAGGGAUGUUGUUUGUUAUAUAAUAUGUGGUUUCUCUGUGUUUGUAUUAGUGAACGUAAAACAUGUAUUGUGUUUAUAUAUCUUCAGGGUUGGUUGUAUGGUUUUAAUACCUAAAAUUAACAUAUAAAUUGGUUUGAUUUGAAUAUUUGGAUUUAAAAUCAAUAGAUAUUUUAAGCAUUGUGGUGUUUUGAAGAUAUUUUAGCUAUUUUAGAUAUUUAUUUUUGACUAUUUAUGUAUAUUUUCAAGUAUUUUAGACAACUUAAAAGUAUAUUUUAUAUUUUGGAUGUUUUUGAUAUAUAUUAAAUCUAAAAAUAAGUAAUAUAUUUAGGUAUAUAAAUCUAUUUCGGUUACAUUCGGGUACCCGAGAUAUUUCGGUUCGGGCCGGGUUCGGUUUCGGUUCUUUAGAUACCAAAAUUUCGAACCCGUUCGGGUAUUUCUGUACUUCGGAUCGGGUUC